GUUACUUCCGGUAAGAUUCAGAGGGUGUCUGCAACGGGAACUGUCUCCAGUCUGCACGUACCAGGUUAAUUGAAUGUUCUGUACGUUGUGGUGCUAGUUUCGUGCCAUAUUGUGCAGACACUGGAAGACGCUCUCUCGUGCAUGUGCAAGUCGAAUAAAGCUCUGACAAGAUACAACUCCCUUAGACUAGACGUUAGAGUCAUCACAAGGUGAAAUGAUGUACAACUCUUAACAGCACUUGUAUCUGGAAGUGCUUCAAGAUAUUUGAUCCAUCACAGCAUGCUAAGUUAGUGCUGCUAGGGACUGAUGAGCCUCAAACACAUCCUGAAGAAACUUUCAACUUUUCCAAUGAGGGAAGACUGGGGUUCACAAGUAGUCAACAGGGAGGCUCUUGUUUUUCUGUGCAUCAACUAUGCAUUCUUCUCUGUGGUGGUCCUCACCUUUGUCCUCUUCAUGAUUGUCCUCACACACACGUCCUCCACUGAUGAUGAUCUGUUGACGUCAAUUGCGAUAAUGGCCACCUGCUUCAUCCUGAUAGAUUUAGUUGUUGCCAAUUUCCUUGUGCAUACCAUGCAAAUGAAUAUGGAAAUUAAGGUUUUGCUAUGAUGGCACAUAUUAGUCGCAUAUUCAUCCAAAGAAAAAAGUUCCCUACAUGAGAUGGCGUAUGAUCCUAAUCAAGUUAUUGAAGCCUUUCCUUCAUAUGACUGAACUGCAUGAUGUCACUACUUAAUGUCAUUUGUGCCUGUGAACAUUUUCUUCUGUGCCAGAAAAUUUGAUUCCUUUAGAGUGACAUUAGAGUCUUUGAAUCAUGGCAACAGGGAAAGGUCCCCCCAAAUUAAAGUUGACUGGAAGCAACAUGAGUUCUGGAGUUGUGCAGGUACCGUUGUCUACAGAUAUUGAACUGAGUGGCGAUUUUGAACUUCCAACAACUCCACUGAGUCCCAGUUCAGCUUUCUCUACAUCAAAGGUUGUCAAGAUAUCUCAGAGUUACAUAGAUGCGAUACUGCUUUGCCACUGGGACAAUAUUCUUGGUCCACGCCUUGAGCAUGUGUGGUAUGUUGAUGGAUGCUCCAAACCACAUAACAGCACGCUACGCCAUAUAUGCUCACAGGUUUUGAGCGGCGAAAUCUGCCGAGAUGUCUCCUGUAGUCAGAUAGACUAUAAGUUCUAUGAUAUGCCAGACAAGUCUAUUGUUGUGCCAGCUUUCAUAUUCUCUGCCCAGACAGAUCAUGGCUUGGGGAUGCACGCCAUAGCAUUUGUUGUUCCGAACUCUGAACUUAGUAUAUACUUAAAACAUCAUGGACUUAUACAGUGCUGGAUGACAAGACUCAUUGGCAAGUUUAGGAUGUUUCUGAACAAGAACCAGUGUGAAAAUGGACUAAAUGAAUUGACAGAGUGGCUUCAAAACUGUCUGGAGAUGUUGUCGUCACUUCAAGAAUUUGGGUUGCCCGCAACUGUCCAGCUCCUAGAUACAGCAUUUUCUCCCUCCCAUAACCUGGAGCAAACAUUCCUACGUCAAGCUAUUGCGUCCCAUCUUAUGACCUUUGGUCGGAGUCUAGUCAUAGGCAAGUUGCCUGAGAGAGUUAACCUGGUCAUUCACACCUUGUCCAUGUUCAACAGCGAGUGUGAGAGAGCUGUGUCACGGCGGGUCAUCUACCCCAUUCUCUGGGCUUACCAUCACGACCUGGCACUGCAGGGUAGUCUCAAGUCUGCAAACGGCUCAUUCAAUCUACCAAUGAGGGAGAUGCUGUGUGGCCAGUACCCGUCUAGCAUCAUUGACGUCCAGAACCGGGACGUCAAGCAGUCCCCACACUGCCAGGAACACAUCAUCCGACACUAUGAGACAAUAAAGAAUGAGCUUAUCUGCCUUCAUUAUGAACAUUCCAAUGCUCAAGACUUCAAUGCAGGCUUCUAUGUUGUGUUCUACAAACAGCAGACUAUCCGGGAGUCCCUUGUUCAAAAUCUCCUAAAUGAGAUCUCUAAGCUGCCUGCUGUGUGUGGAGUGAGGGAGGCUCACAUAGCCCAGUUCAUGAGGCUGUUGCAGCGAAAGGCUCUGAGCCUUAUCAGAUACGUGGAAACUGAGACAAUUUUCCCUUUCAGUAACAGAGGGUCAGUCCAUCCAAGAGGACUGAAGAAGAUAAAAACUGACUUUAACCUAGCCCUGGAGGGUGAUUUCAGAAUAGUUAUAGCAACAGCUGAGAAGCUGAAGCCAGGAUUUUACCACCUGCUCCUCGGGGAGCGAAAAUAUGACGUAGAACAUCUUCCAAAUAUGACAGACAUUUUGUAGCAGGGGAUCUCGGACUGAUGAGCCUCAGCGAGGAGACUGUAUGUUUCUAUACUUCCCAUCAAAUAUUGUGAGGAAAUGAUGCAUUCACAGCUCAUGGACAGCACUUGGUUAGAAGAUACCAAGAAACAUAUCUACCAUGAUCUACCAGCUGUUUGUAUGACAUCGAACAGGGCUGGGCACUAUCUUUAAGUGGCCCUUACCAAGGAUUCCAAACAAUAUUUAAAGUCAGGAUCAGAGUUUGCAUAUUCAAAGCUUGUUGAGUAUCUGAUAUCAAAAUGAUGUUUUGAUGACUGUCAUUUUAUGUAAUAUACAUGUGGGCUUUGUCUUUAUAUCACCAUCUUGAAGAAGAAAUAUGUCCAUUUGAUAUGGUAACCCACAGAUGCUACAUAUCCUUAAUGAUGUUGCUUUGUUUACAUGUAGAGCCCUGACUAUGGAUACAAAUACCUAAUGAUACAAAUGAUACACAGUACCAAAUAUUAUAGAUGUUAUUGUUUCUUUGAUCUUUGAUAGCUGUCACAUUUCAGCCAUAAAUGAGCCAGAAUAACUCAUAGAACUGGAAAGGAAAUGUAGCUUAUCUUUGAUGAAUUAAGAUGUUUCCCAAACCGGUAAAGUGGUGGACAUCCUAUGUUUGUGUUUUCAUAACUGCUGCUUGUUUGGUCACAUUGAUUGGAGGUUUAGUUGUAUAUCACAACAUGGACUUGAUGAUCUGAGGUACCUGCCUCGUCUAUGUUUCUCACAUUCAUGUCACACUCAUUCCAUGGAGUGAUACCAAUGUUGUUUUGAACCCAACUUGCUCAUUCCAUGGAGUGAUACCAAUGUUGUUUUGAACCCAACUCACUCAUUCCAUGGAGUGAUACCAAUGUUGUUUUGAACCCAACUCACUCAUUCCAUGGAGUGAUACCAAUGUAGUUUUGAACCCAACUCACUCAUUCCAUGGAGUG
Haliotis rubra (blacklip abalone) is the source of this 3228-nucleotide messenger RNA. RefSeq names its product guanine nucleotide exchange C9orf72-like. NCBI's taxonomy places the organism in Eukaryota, Metazoa, Mollusca, Gastropoda, Lepetellida, Haliotidae. Gene Ontology annotation, cellular component: endosome; autophagosome. Gene Ontology annotation, molecular function: guanyl-nucleotide exchange factor activity. The coding region runs from base 809 to 2287 and encodes 492 amino acids. The transcript has 10 exons. The record is from RefSeq and is a predicted model, not a curated record. Gene Ontology annotation, biological process: endocytosis; autophagy.